AUGGGUAAUUUUACCGUCGGUGCAUAUCACCAGAUCCGUACCCUACAAGCAAUACCUAGGAACAUACGUAAUAUAUCUGUCGUCGGGAGUGUCAAUCACGGCAAAUCCACGCUUAUAGAUGCACUCGUCAUCAGAUCCGAUACUUUUUCUCGGGAGGAUGCUGGGAACAUGCCAUACAAGAGCCCCAGCGACGACGGAAAGGGGCAAAGUAUGACCAUCAAAUCGACUGCCAUCCCAAUGUCUUUCCAUAUCGACACGGAGAGACUUUCCAUCAUCAAACAAGACGUUGGAGGUCCAAAAUUCUUGAUCAAUCUCAUCGACUCGCCCGGUCACGCCGAUUUCUCGUCGGAGGCCACGGCCGCUCUCCGAGUCACAGACGGUGCACUUGUUGUUGUAGAUUGUGUAGAAGGGGUCUGCUUACAGACAGAAACUAUUCUUCGCCAGUCACUCAACGAGCGAAUCAGGCCAGUCGUCAUCAUCAACAAGGUUGACCGUUUCCUCCGUGAGCCUCAAGUCUCCAAGGAGGACCUCUUUCAAUCGUUCGCGCGUACUAUCAAAUCGCUCAACGGAAUCAUCUCCAUCCAUAACGAUUUCGCUCAGGGUGAUGUCCAGAUCUAUCCCGAAGAGGGCACCGUCGCGUUCGGUUCAGGUCUCCACGGCUGGGCCUUUACUCUCCGCCAGUUCGCCACUCGCUACAGCAAUAUAUUUGGUGUCGAUAAGGAGAAGAUAACGGCCAAGCUCUGGGGUGACCACUUCUUCGACCCCACCACAAAGAAGUGGUCGACACAAGGAAAUGAUGCUGAUGGCAAGCCGCUCGAGCGAGCCUUUAAUAUGUUUAUCCUUGAUCCAAUCUUCAAGAUUUUUGACGCUGUCAUAAACUUUAAGACGGAAGCGAUUGGCCCAAUGCUCCAGAAACUCCAGAUCAACCUAUUAUCUGAUGAGCGUGGUCUGGAGGGCGAAGCAUUACUCAAGGUUAUUAUGCACAAAUUUCUACCUGCUGGAGACGCUCUUUUGGAGAUGGCCAUCAUCCACCUUCCUUCGCCCGUCACCGCCCAAAGGUACCGCGUGGAGGCUCUCUAUGAGGGUCGUAUGGAUGACGAAUCCGCCAUUGGUAUUCGUGACUGCGAUCCUAAGGGGCCUCUCGUUCUCUACGUCGCGAAGAUGGUACCGGCCUCUGAAAAAGGUCGGUUCUAUGCUUUCGGACGUGUCUUCUCGGGCACUGUCCGUUCUGGCCUAAACAUCCGCGUUCAAGGUCCCAACUAUCUCCCAGGCAAGAGAAACGAUCUCUUUGUCACGAGCGUUGAGCAGACAGUCUUGAUGAUGGGUCGCUACGUUGAGCCCAUCGAGGAAUGUCCUGCCGGCAACAUUGUCGGUCUCGUCGGUAUCGAUCAGUUUUUGCUCAAGUCGGGUACCCUUACGACUUCGGAGACUGCCCAUAAUAUCAAGGUCAUGAGGCUCUCAGUCUCACCUGUCGUCCAAGUCGCCGUCGAGGUCAAGAAUUUUGUAGACUUGCCGAAACUUGUCGAAGGUCUCAAGCGUUUGUCCAAGUCGGAUCCUUGUGUUCAAACAUGGAUCGCGGAGACUGGUGAGCACGUCGUUGCUGGUGCUGGCGAGUUGCAUUUGGAGAUUUGCUUAAAGGAUCUCGAGGACAAUUACGCUGGUGUACCUCUAGAGAAGUCUGAUCCUUUCAUCAGCUACUGUGAAACUGUCCGUGCCGAAUCGUCCAUUGUAGCCCUCUCAAAGUCGCCAAAUAAGUACAACCGCCUCUAUGUCAAGGCAUUGCCCAUGGAGGAGAAGGUUUCUCUUGCCAUUGAGAGUGGGAGAAUCAGUGCUCGUGAAGACCUGAAGGUCCGAGCUCGUGUCCUCGCUGACGACUUUGGUUGGGACAUUGCCGAUGCCAGGAAGAUAUGGGCAUUCGGCCCCAAUGAUUCUGGACCCAAUCUGUUUGUGGAUGCUACCAAGGGUGUCCAAUACAUGGAAGAAAUCAAAGAUUCGCUUAUUGCUGGGUUUCAGUGGGCUACAAAGGAGGGUGUGUGCACCGAAGAGAAAAUGCGUGGUAUCUGCUUCAAUCUCAUUGAUGUCGUGUUCUUUUCAGAUGCCAUCCAUCGCGGAAGUGGACAGCUGAUUCCUACCUGCCGUCGAGUGUGCUACGCUGCAUGCCUCGUGGCCACACCAACGCUCCAGGAACCGGUAUACAUUGUUGAGAUUCACUGCCCUGAGAAUGCCAUCGGUGGUAUUUACUCCUGUCUUAACCAGCGACAUGGUCAAGUUUUCUCAGAGGAGCAACAACCCGGAGCACCGAUUUUCAGAGUAAAGGCAUAUCUCCCUGUCGCAGAGUCAUUUGGUUUUAUUGCGGAUCUACGUCAAUGCACGGGUGGACUUGCUACUCCACAAUUAAUCCUUGAUCACUGGGAGCUAAUGCCUGGUUCAUACUUGGACAAGGGCUCCAAGGUCGAGUUAGUGGUGAAAAGCAUCCGUCUCCGCAAGGGCCUCAAUCCUGAGAUGCCAUCCAUUGACAAGUAUUGUGACAAGUUAUAG
Messenger RNA from Serendipita indica DSM 11827, 2538 nucleotides. NCBI's taxonomy places the organism in Eukaryota, Fungi, Basidiomycota, Agaricomycetes, Sebacinales, Serendipitaceae. The record is from the annotation of a GenBank genome assembly.